UCCCUCCCUCCUCUCUCUCUAAAAACCCCUUCUCAAUAUCCCCCUCUUUUCCGGUAUCUCGUGUUCUUCGUCGUUUGCUGUUUUAUAUCGCGGGUUUCAGGUGGGGUUUCUUGAGCUUCAACGGUGUGAAAUUGGGCGUCGGCCUUGUCGGUUUCUCCUAGAUCCCGAGAGAGCGAAGCAAUGGUGUCAUCUUCAGAUAGAGAGCUCGAGGAGCAGCUUCUGGACGCUGGCAAUCGCCUUCUUCAGCCUCCGUCGUCUGUCUAUGAACUCCUUCCUAUUCUCGACUUAAUCCUUAAUUCAUUGUUUUUCUAUGUUCUGCGUCCCUUGUUGAUUUUAUUUGUCAUUUUAAUUGAUUAGUUUGAUGUGUAGUGCGGUUUCUGUAUUCCUUGAUUUGUGAUGUGUAGUGCGGUUUUGUUCUUUUUGGGAGUUUCAUGUCGUUCUUAUUGGAUGCUUUCUGUUGUAAAAUCUUUGGAGCAUGUUUCAUACUGGCAUACACUCCCUGUCCCAUCUGCUGGUCUCUUAGUUAUACAAUUUUGGCAUCAACUUCAAUGGAUAUGAGAUGCAGAAGUUUUUCUAAUAUUAUGUUGGACAGCACUGGCUUUGGUAUGUGGGCACUUGGCUGAUGAGGGCAGGAUGGUGAGGGUUUCUUCAGACGAGGCAGUUCAGGCACCUGAUAAGAUUUCAAAAGAAGCUCUGCCCAUAAGAAGUUGAUCUUGCUGUGGACAGAUCACAGAAAUUUGUUAUGAGCAAUGUUGUCUCGCAGGCCCCACGUGAUGAUUCUUUGUUGGAUUCUAACUCUUCAAAAAAGCGUAAUAAUCAGUCCCAAAGUAUUAAUGCAUGAAGCAAGAGUGAAUCGGGUGAUAGGCUAGCGGUUUAUGAAACAAUGACAGAACAGUCUUCAAAGAGAAGGGGAAAAUAGCAAAAUUCUGUGAUGAAUUCAGCAGAACCCUCUGAUUUUUCUCAUAUUGAUGGUGAUAAAGAAGCCGAGAAACUGCCCAAUUGUCAAAAAAUUUGUAGCAUGCAAGUGCAUAAUCCACUUCGUGAGUGUUCAUCUGCCGAGGUAGCUGCACAAUUAGAAAAUGAGAAUGAUGCAGGUGUUCGGGUUUCCUCACCAAAGGCUUCAGAGAGUGAGGCUGUGAAUGUUGCUUCCUCAUCCCCAAGCAAGGGCCUACCUGAUGAGAGUCAUUCUAGAAAGGGUGGGUGGCCAAAAAAGAAAGAAGGCUUGACUCAAGAAGCUAAACCAACAGCUGAUAUUGCUAAAAAGGCAUCUGAAGGAGCAAGCGAUUCGAAACCUCAAAGGCGUGCAGGGAAGAAAGUGCCUACUGAGAUUGCUGAUGAGGACAGAACUUCAGUUUCAGUUGAUACUAUAAAGAAAGGAAGCAAGACUGCUGGUGAGCCAGAGGGAAAACAGCCAAAGCCAUCUGGGAAAAAGGUGGAAUUAAGCAAUAACAAUGAGGAUGGGCCUUCUAUAAAGCAGCAAGAAGAUGGGAAAAGGUGGGUAUGAGGAAAAGCUAUUUUGGAGAAAGAUGGAAGAAAAUCUUUGGCUGAAGAUGAAGACAAGUCGACCACAAAAUCUAUUAAAGGUGAACUUAAAAUGGAGGAAAUUUCUAAGGUGAACUCCAAGUGAAAGCGCACCCCUGGCAAGGAAAAAACACCUGAUGUGAGAGAGUUUGGUGAGAACCUGGUUGGCUUGAAGAUUAAAGUUUGGUGGCCACGUCAUCAGACGUAAAUAUCCAUUGUAUGCUCUAAGUCAUACUCUUAGUCUGUUAUUUAAUUGCAUGGCUGGAGCCCUUCGUGAGCUCAUCUUCAAGCCUUUGAACCAGCAGGAGCCCUUCGCUAGUUUGUCUUCGAUUGAACCAGAAGGAGCCCUACGGGAGCUCGUCUUCAAGCCUUCAAACCAGCUGGAGCCCUUCGUCUUCAAGGUUCGAGCUUUCGUGAGUCGUCAGGCUGCUUCAAUUUUCAAACUAAAACCUGAUGUGAGAGAGUGUGGUGAGAACCUGGUUGGCUUGAAGAUUAAAGUUUGGUGGCCACAUCAUCAGAUGUUUUUCGAGGGCCGUAUUGAAUCUUUUGAUCCUGCUAGAAAGAAACAUAGGGUUGUAUACACUGAUGGUGAUGAAGAGAAAUUAUUUCUCAGAAAGGAGAAGUGGGAGAUUAUUGAAGGCGAGUCUGUGCCAAAUGAGACACCUCAUGUGAGAGAGUUUGGUGAGAACCUGGUUGGCUUGAAGAUUAAAGUUUGGUGGCCACGUCAUCAGAUGUUUUGCGAGGGCCGUAUUGAAUCUUUUGAUCCUGCUGGAAAGAAACAUAGGGUUAUAUACACUGAUGGUGGUGAAGAGAAAUUAUUUCUUAGAAAGGAGAAGUGGGAGAUUAUUGAAGGCGAGUCUGUGCCAAAUGAGGAGCAGGCAGCUGAUCAAAGCCCUGAUGCUUCACCUGAAAUGCAGCAGAAGGCAAAAACAAAUUCUGAUGUGCCAACGAAACCAAGCCGGAUAGAUGCUUCGUCAAAAAAGGUUGGAGGCACUUCCUCGGGCAAACCUAAAGUUGCUUUUGCAAAAACUAGUCGAAAAUUGAAGGAUGAUGACAAAAAUGAUGGGAAGUUGCAAGACAAUGCGUCGAAAAAGACUAAAAAAUCCGAGAUAGAUGCUUCGUCAAAAAAGGCUGGAGGCACUUCCUCGGGCAAACCUAAAGUUGCUUCUACAAAAAUUGGUCGAAAAUUGAAGGAUGAUGGCAAAAAUGAUGGGAAAUUGCAAGACAAUGCGUCGAAAAAGACUGAAAAAUCUGAGAAUGUCAAUGGUGGUAAAUCCAAAGGCAUGGACUGGAGUCACUUUGAGGACCUACUUGCCAAAAAGAAGGGAAAGAAAGCCAGUAAGAAGAAAGCUUCUUUAGGUGGAUCUUCCCAGAUGAAAGACACACUUGGGACUACUGAUGAAGCCCUCGCUACACCACCUCCGCCAACUACACUUGAGGGGUCAGGUUUACAUGAUCCCAUGGUUUCAGGUAUGGUCCUCCGACGUGCUGUGCUACCGAAGGAUUCUUACGAGCUGAAGAUGAUGCUCCCAGAAGCCCUUACUUCAGCUGCCCGUCAUGCCGCUUACCAGCUGUCAGCCAUGAAUCUUACUUUGGAAGAUAAGGUAGGUGAAAUAUACCGAGUUUCAAUGGAAUUGCGGCAGCAAGCCCUGGCCUUACAAGAACAGCUGAAUGCUAGUGCCACCCGGGAGAAAGCUCUCGAAGAAGUGAUCACCCGGAUCCGGAAAGUGGAGAUCCCAACUGCUGUUAACGCUGCUAUUGAAUGUGCUAUUUCUGAUUACCACAACUCCGACAAGUUUUUGCAGGACAAGGGGAAAUUCGUUCUCCAAUCUUACCAAGGGGGUUUUCAAAGAUGUUGGGAACAGUUCAAGAUAAAGUAUCCUAACAUUGAUACAACUGGUAUCUGUUCGGCUGGUUAUGGCAAUGUAAGCCCUCCAUCAGGAGAAGAGGAUAAGGAAGAUGACGAUGAAGAUGGUGAAUCUAUGAAUUAAGAAUUUUGUCGGGGAAUUUAUUAUUAUGUUGUUGCUUUUAAAAAUAUAUAACUAUGAUGAAUAUAUAUUUUCAAUUAAUUCAAAUUCUAUGUGUUCUAAA
Molecule: messenger RNA, 3612 nt
Organism: Malania oleifera
Lineage: Eukaryota; Viridiplantae; Streptophyta; Magnoliopsida; Santalales; Ximeniaceae
Product: sister chromatid cohesion protein PDS5 homolog C-like
Exons: 18
Coding region: 1779-3512 (577 amino acids)
Biological process (GO): mitotic sister chromatid cohesion; DNA repair
Cellular component (GO): nucleus; chromatin
Source: RefSeq, a predicted model, not a curated record